Baudoinia panamericana UAMH 10762 is the source of this 2866-nucleotide messenger RNA. RefSeq lists its product as uncharacterized. The record is from RefSeq and is a predicted model, not a curated record. The transcript has 3 exons. NCBI's taxonomy places the organism in Eukaryota, Fungi, Ascomycota, Dothideomycetes, Mycosphaerellales, Teratosphaeriaceae. The coding region runs from base 1 to 2505 and encodes 834 amino acids. Gene Ontology annotation, biological process: mRNA 3'-end processing by stem-loop binding and cleavage. Gene Ontology annotation, molecular function: RNA endonuclease activity; 5'-3' exonuclease activity; RNA binding. Gene Ontology annotation, cellular component: mRNA cleavage and polyadenylation specificity factor complex.
AUGGCGUCAAAACGCGCUCACGCUGCUAUGAGCACACCGGCACCCGAUGAAGAGCCUGUGGAUCCGUCAGAUGAGCUUACCUUCGUCGCGCUUGGCGGAGGCAGCGAGGUUGGCCGCUCAUGCCACAUUAUACAGUACAAGGGCAAGACGGUGAUGCUGGAUGCCGGUAUACAUCCCGCAUACGAUGGCCUGGCAGCUUUGCCGUUCUAUGAUGAGUUCGAUCUGAGCACAGUUGAUGUGCUGUUGAUAACACACUUCCACAUGGACCAUGUCGCCUCGCUACCCUACGUUCUCGCCAAGACGCCUUUUGCAGGUCGUGUAUACAUGACGCACCCAACUAAAGCCAUCUACAAGCAUCUCAUGACAGACUCCGUCCGCGUACAGAACACUCACACCUCCGCCACAUCCGGCACAGACGGCUAUGUAGCGCAGCUGUUCAACGAGCAAGACAUCCUCACAACCAUGCCACAGAUCCAAACCAUCUCCUUCAAUACAACCCACAUCCACAAUGGCAUCAAGUUCACACCCUACCCGGCCGGCCACGUCCUCGGCGCAUGCAUGUAUCUCAUCGAGAUCGCUGGGCUCAAUAUCCUCUUCACGGGCGACUACUCCCGCGAAGACAACCGUCACUUAAUGCCCGCAUCCAUUCCGCGCCACGUCAAUGUGGACUGUCUCAUCACGGAAUCGACCUUCGGCAUCAGCACGCACGUUCCACGCGCCGAACGCGAGACAGCACUAAUGCGUUCCAUAACCGGCAUCCUCAACCGCGGCGGCCGCGCUCUACUUCCCACGUUCGCUCUCGGUGGCGCACAAGAACUACUGCUGAUCUUGGAAGACUACUGGGCACGGCACCCGGAGUAUCAGCGCUUCCCAAUCUACUUCGCCAGCAGCUUAGCGCGAAAAUGCAUGGUCGUGUACCAGACCUACAUUGACGCCAUGAACGAGAACAUCCGCACCAAAUUUCAAGCUGCACAAGCGAAUCCGGAUGGAGUGGGCGGACCGUGGGACUUCCAGCACAUCCGCAGCUUGAAGUCUCUCGAGCGCUUCGACGACGUUGGGGGGUGUGUAAUGCUAGCUUCGCCUGGUAUGUUACAGAAUGGAGUCAGUCGCAGCCUGCUUGAGCGCUGGGCACCGGAUGCCAAGAACGGCGUGAUUAUCACUGGCUACUCUGUCGAAGGCACCAUGGCGAAAUCGAUUAUGCUUGAGCCCGACAGCAUACCGGCGGUCAUGACGAAUCGUCAACCUCAGACUGUGAUUCUGGGCAAGCGGACGGGCGCGGACGAGAACGUGAUGAUACCGCGCCGGUGUACAGUUCAGGAGUUCUCGUUCGCGGCGCACGUUGAUGGGCAGGAAAACCGGACGUUCAUUGAGGAGGUCAAUGCACCUGUCGUAAUCCUGGUCCAUGGGGAGAAACACAAUAUGAACCGGCUGAAGAGUAGAUUGCUGAGUCUGCAGAAGAUGAAGGUCUACUCGCCCGCCAAUUGCGAAGAGCUACAUAUCCCCUUUCGGCAGGAUAAGUACGCGCGUGUGGUGGGGAGGCUGGCGAAUGAGAUCAGCCCGCCCACUGCUGCACAACAGCCUAGUCCGCCAGCAAGCGACGAGGAAGGCAACGAGAGCGAGCCGAAGAAGAGGAAGGAUGAGGGUCAGCUGGUCAGCGGUGUGUUGGUACAGAAUGACUUUAAGCUCUCGCUCAUGGCGCCUGAAGACCUGAAGGAGUACGCGGGUUUGACAACGACUACCAUCCUAUGUCGGCAGAAGAUCACAUUGGCCGCUGCUGGUGUUGACCUUAUCAAAUGGGCGUUGGAAAGCACUUUUGGUGCGGUGGAGAUGGUUGCGAACGGAGGCAAGACGGAGGUGAAUGGCGCGAGCGCAAACGGGGAGACGGGAGUCGCGGACGAACAAGGACGGACGACGGUGAUGGAUGUCAUGGGCGGCGCUGUCCGUCUGAUUCAGCAAGCGCCAAGCGGAGAGAUCGAGCUAGAAUGGGAGGGCAACGUGACGAACGACAGCAUCGCGGACGCUGUCAUGGCCGUUCUGCUCUCUGUCGAGUCGUCACCUGCGGCCAUCAGGCAGAGCAGCAAACCACACAGCCACACCCAUGAACAGCGAGAGGCGCAGUACGAUGCUUUCGGCGACAGCCCGGGCAGAAACCCACUUGCGAAUGUCGGUCCGGAGGAGAGACUAAGUCGGGUGUUUAUGUUCCUCGAGGCGCAGUUUGGCGAGGAUGCCAUAUCGCCUAUUGCGCGACCGAAGGCGCCAGAGCAGAAUGGGGCAGAGGACGAUGGUGGAGACGAAGUGGGUAGGGAGAAGGCUGAAGCGGCGGAGAUGGCUCGACUACAUGCUCUAGGCAUACCGGUGCCUGGGGUGGAGAUCAAGGUCGACAAGCAUGUGGCGAAGGUAUGGUUGGAGAAUCUAAAAGUCGAAUGUGCGAACAAGACGCUUGGAGAUAGAGUGAGGGCCGUGGUUGAGAGGGCGGUGGAGACUGUUGCGCCGCUUUGGCAGUAGUAAGCAGACUUGAUCGCGCUGUCGACCUUAGUGCCGAUAAUAUUAUCGAAAAGCCGUCUGUUACAACUACGCAGAGGUGCGUAUUGAGGACUGGUUAAUGGGGUAGUGACGCGGCAGGAUCUUGCCCGUUGAUGCUUACAAAGCCGUCUUGAUGUUCGACCGUUGGGGUCGCCAUGGAGAGUGCCAUCGGAGCGAAAUGCCAAUGUUUGAGCAACAGUACCGAUAUGGCAUUAUCUAGAGCUUAUGGGUGUUUAGUUGAGACAGUGUGCAUGUUGCUGAUAUGGGCGGUGAGAUGGAAGCUUUACGUCCGGUUGGAUUUCGAGCGGAGACCACCGGGGCACCUGCGUGAUUGACCUGCCUA